AUGGCUUCCAAAUUUCUUAUUCCUGAUAUGUCUAAGUUAGAACCUCUUGAUGGCAAGAAUUAUAAACAUUGGGCUGUUAGGAUGCGUUUUUAUUUGGAACAAAUUGAUGUUGCGUAUGUGCUUGAUGAUAUUGUUGAACUUGUUGAUAAGGAUGAUUUGUCUGAAACUGAUGUUAAGUUUUCUAAAGAUGAUAGAACAUGUAAGGGCAUGUUGCUACAUUAUAUGUCAAAUAAUUUGUUGGAUAUUUAUAUGGGUUUUUAUCAUGCUAAAGAUAUUUGGGAUACUUUAGAGAAAAAAUAUUGGACUGAUGAUAAUGUUGGUACUGAACGUUAUUGUGUUAGUAAGUGGUUGAGUUUUCAAGUUGCUGAUGAUAAGCCUAUUAUUGAUCAGAUUCAUGCUUAUGAGAAUGUGUGUAUUAAUAUGACUGCUAAAGGUCUGUCUUUUUAUGAUAUUACCCUUGCUAUUUUUUUGAUUGAGAAACUCCCUCCCUCUUGGAAGGAUUUUCGUAACGAAUUGAUGCACAAAAAGAAAGACCUAACCUUAGAGGAGCUUGUUGGGACACCUCAAAAUUGA
This is a messenger RNA of Chenopodium quinoa (quinoa), 573 nucleotides long. RefSeq lists its product as uncharacterized. Bases 1 to 573 code for a protein of 190 amino acids. NCBI's taxonomy places the organism in Eukaryota, Viridiplantae, Streptophyta, Magnoliopsida, Caryophyllales, Amaranthaceae. The transcript has a single exon. The record is from RefSeq and is a predicted model, not a curated record.